Rhinocladiella mackenziei CBS 650.93 is the source of this 981-nucleotide messenger RNA. RefSeq lists its product as uncharacterized. Lineage: Eukaryota; Fungi; Ascomycota; Eurotiomycetes; Chaetothyriales; Herpotrichiellaceae. The record is from RefSeq and is a predicted model, not a curated record. Gene Ontology annotation, molecular function: methyltransferase activity. The transcript has 2 exons. Bases 1 to 981 code for a protein of 326 amino acids.
AUGAGCUCAUCAAGCCAACAACCCACCCGACUGGACGUCGAGAUAGAGGCGGACGAAGUCGACUCGACCCUUGGAGAUGACCUGUCCACCUAUACCGAAUCCAUCAAAUCCACCCUCUUUCAAAGCGUGGUCGAGAAUGGAAGGGGCUAUCAUAAAUUUCGAGACGGUCAAUAUAUCCUCCCGGAGGACGAGUUCGAGCAAGAACGAUUGGACAUGCAGCACGCAAUGUUCCUGCGCUCCUUCGGGGGAAAGCUCUUCCUGGCCCCCAUCGAGCGAACGAUGCAGGACGUACUCGAUCUGGGAACGGGAACCGGUUCUUGGGCCAUUGAUUUUGCGGACCAGCAUCCCCAGUCCAAUGUCCUUGGGGUGGACUUGAGCCCUAUUCAACCCAUGUCUGUACCGCCCAACUGCAAAUUCGAGGUGGAUGAUUUCGACAAUCCGUGGACAUAUAACAAAAAGUUUGAUUUUAUUCAUGGAAGGAUGCUCUUGACGGCUAGUGCCGAUUUCCCCAAGUUGUUUGGACAGGUCUUUGAUUCGUUAAAACCAGGCGGUUGGUUCGAGAUGCAGGACCUCUACAUGCCGAUCUUGUGUGACGAUGGGACGAUGAAAGGCACCGCGUGGCAAGAAUGGAACGAUAAAUACAUGGAGGCUUGCUCGAUAAUCAAACGGGACCCAUCAUGGACAGCAAAGUACCAGGAAUGGAUGGUCGCGGCCGGGUUCACCCAUGUCAAGCAAGAUCUGUUCAAGUGGCCGGUAAAUCCAUGGCCGAAAGAUAAAUCCCUAAAAGAGAUGGGGUUGUGGAACAUGAUCAACAUGCUUGAUGGUUUGGACGGCUUCACCGUUCGGCUAUGGACUACCGCCCUCGGAAUGACGCCCGAAGAAAUCCAACUCUUUUUGGUCCAGGUCAGGAAAGAUCUGAAAAACACAAAGAUUCACUCUUACUGGCCGAUUUAUGUUGUCUAUGGCCAGAAGCCAGAGUAA